UCCUUUAUUCAAGUUCUCUAGGGAUUUGGUGUUGUUCUGCAGCUAGCUCAUUUUGGAUCCCACCUCAACCUUAUUGUCUGUCUCCCUCCCUUUUAUUCUCACCCUCCUCCUAGAUAGAUAAUGUGCUAGCCAUUUUUCACAAUGUUAUUUGUUCCAUUUUACAGGGGAAGCUUCUUCAAAACAUUACAAGAAACAAUCUGUCAUUUGACAUGAGACGCCGUUUGAGAAUGGCACUUGAUGUUGCCCGGGGUAUGAAUUAUUUGCAUAACCGAAAUCCGCCAAUAGUUCAUCGAGACCUGAAAUCUUCAAAUUUACUAGUUGACAAAAACUGGAUAGUCAAGGUAGGAGAUUUUGGCCUAUCAAAGUUGAAGAAUGCUACCUUCUUAACAGCAAAAUCUGGAAGAGGGACACAGCCCCAGUGGAUGGCACCUGAACUGCUCCGGAAUGAACCUUCAGAUGAGAAGUUGUUGGUGUUGUAGGUUUCAUGGAUCGUCGGUUAGAUGUACCAGAAGGACUUGAUCCCAGAGUCUCAUCCAUCGUCCAUGAUUGCUGGCAAAGAAACUGAAGUAAUCUUUGUUGAAACUAAUUGUUUACAAUGAACAUGAG
Macadamia integrifolia is the source of this 606-nucleotide messenger RNA. Its product is annotated as serine/threonine-protein kinase CTR1-like. Gene Ontology annotation, molecular function: protein kinase activity; ATP binding. Bases 210 to 479 code for a protein of 89 amino acids. The record is from RefSeq and is a predicted model, not a curated record. The transcript has 6 exons. NCBI's taxonomy places the organism in Eukaryota, Viridiplantae, Streptophyta, Magnoliopsida, Proteales, Proteaceae. Gene Ontology annotation, biological process: protein phosphorylation.